Molecule: messenger RNA, 336 nt
Organism: Oikopleura dioica
Lineage: Eukaryota; Metazoa; Chordata; Appendicularia; Copelata; Oikopleuridae
Source: the annotation of a GenBank genome assembly
AUGUCCUCGGCUGCUAUAAUGAUGAUAACCUGCCCUUCCGCAGCUGUAGCGAAGAAACUGGCCAGCUCUGCCGUGAAAUCAAGACUUGCUGCUUGUGGAAAUAUCAUUCCGGGAAUGACUUCUAUUUACGAAUGGAAAGGGGAGAUCUGCGAAGAAGAAGAAACAUAUCUCCUGUUGAAAACAGAAAAGAGCAUGUCAGAAGAAGUGAUUAAUUUUGUGAAAGAAAAUCACCCGUAUGACGUUCCCUGUAUUGUUUCUGUGCCAAUCGAAACUGGAAAUCCAGAGUUUUUGAAAUGGGUAAAAGAUAUGACGGGCGAAAAAACAGUUCAAGAAUAA